This is a messenger RNA of Mytilinidion resinicola, 3138 nucleotides long. RefSeq names its product N1221-domain-containing protein. Gene Ontology annotation, biological process: cytoskeleton organization. The record is from RefSeq and is a predicted model, not a curated record. The transcript has 6 exons. NCBI's taxonomy places the organism in Eukaryota, Fungi, Ascomycota, Dothideomycetes, Mytilinidiales, Mytilinidiaceae. Gene Ontology annotation, cellular component: cytosol. The coding region runs from base 1 to 3138 and encodes 1045 amino acids.
AUGGAGUCGAACAUUCCUCCAGAGGCACCAGAGGUGCCACCAGUUCUAGAUGAAGCAGAGUUUCUGACGCAGGACUCACCAGCUCCAGGCCUAGAACUAGACAACCAAGAAGGUGGUCCCACCUCCGCUUUGGACACAGCUGAGCUCUUCCUGGACGAUAGCGCUCGACCAGCACCAUCUCAGAAUGGAGCUCAGAGGCCUAUACCCCCUCGGCCAAAUCUACGUCGCGAAAACUCCGUACCGUCCCCAGCGCCGCUACAUCUCCCUCCGCCAGCUCCGCCAGCUCCGCCCCCAGAUGCUCUCAACACUACCGACUCAUUGUCCCUUGUCCAACUCAGAAGGCUAGUUGACAACAUGCCAAGGGUCGAGCCUACACCAUACGCGUUUACCUAUGAAGAUGCAUCUACGUUCGAAGAAGAGCUGGAAGAAUGGUUUUCGUACGGUGUGGAGGAGCAGGCUAUGAUACUGAAGUCCCAGUCGUCGUUUGCGCAAGAGUGGGGAUCAUACAAUGGCCUCGUGUUUAUAAACGGAUCAGCUUACGAAGAAGGAAACCUAGAUUGGGCUACCACGAGCGUCGAGCAGAAAGAGGAGUUCAUCCAGAAAAUUUUGGCUGGCAUCAAGCAAUCGGAUCCGAACGCAAGACUGCAAAACCUGGAGACAGUAGUGUAUCUACUCUUGGGGUGCUGGUACGAAACAGCUGGUCACACAUUAGCAGAACACCGAGAAGACAACGACCAAGACGGGGACACGGCUUCCAAAAGCAAGGCCCCCAAUGACAAAUUUCCUCUCUCAGCUCUUCAAAUCGAAUGGAUCUAUAAGAAUGUUCAGACGGUGUUAGAUUGUGGCGGCCUUCAAGUGAUUUUUGAUGCCUUGCGGAAAGCUUUUCUACGGGAAUGUGGACUAUCCUCGCCAGAGGAUGAACCAUUUCGUGAGGGCAAAGAGGCCGAGCGCCGAGAACUAUGGUGCACGAUGACCGCGAUGUAUACUUUCUUGGAAGUCGCUCGCAUCAAAGAGAAAGUGGAUGGCGAAUUGAUCAUGCGGGAAGCAAUCGCUAACCUCAAACCUGGCCUCCUCAUGACACUUGUAGACUUGAUUGCGAGGCUUCGGUGGGACGAAACUAUCGUCUUGCCCUUGGCUAAGGUUUGCUUACUUACGUGGAAAUCUAUUUUGGUUGCUUUCGGGGGGCUCUCGGAAGUCAAUAAAGCGAAAGCUUCAUUCCGAGAAACGGAUCUCAACGAGGCUGAUGUGCGCGGUCAGCCUCUGAUUACAGCUUCGCCUCUAGACUAUCAUUUGUUUCGCCAGGAGAUCAGCUCCAAAUACCCAGCUUACAACCCACCCCCGCCACUUUUCCCGUUGGAGCCGGAGAACAACUCCAUCCUCCCGCCGAUCAAAAAUCACCCUAGCAAAGUUGCAGGCUCCCACGUUUUUGGGUCCGGCUUAGCAAGUUUUGACGGCAAUGGGACGUCCAUAUUUCACCAACCAGUACAUAUCGCAACUCCAGCACCUUCCCCGCCGCCCUCUCCGGCCGGCGCUGGUAAGGGCGGGAAGAAGCAAAACUACCAGACCAACCAACUCUUUCCGUUUCUUUACCCGCCUCUAGAUGAAAGUAGCAAUAAUCUGGGAGGGAAAGGCUCCACAGAUUUGCAAGAUCUGCUUGUAGGGAGGAAGUGGGAAGGAUCCGACAUCCCGGCUUCGAUUUUAGAAGCUGCUGAGCUUUUUGCUAAGAGAAUGAGAGCGACGCGAGCGAUGAAGCAAUUGUGGGAAGAGAGAGUCCAAUUCAUGAAAUACGAACGAGGCUGGGCUGGCCCAGAUGAAAACAUUGAUGUCGAUGCCCUAGACAUAUCUUCUGCGCCAACGGCCGGACCGGAAGAAGCAAACAGUAAGACUAAGGAACCUCCUCCUCCUGGGAGUAUCGAAGACCGGAUGGAUUCUGUUGAACGUUUCUACGUCGAAGCACUGCCCCAUCUACAGUCUUUGAUCAUCGUUUUGAUCAAGGUCAUUCUUUCUCACGUUACUGCCCUGGUCACCCAGGCAAAUGGACAGAACGGAUUACAAAGCGGGUUUCAAUUUCAAGAUAACCAAAAUGGGGGCUCAUCAGCGAAGCCUGACAGCAACGGCGUGAACGGGCAGCACGACGGCAGCUCAUCCAACGAAGAGCUCGACACAAUACGGACACAUGAGAUUCUUGACAAAGCUGUGUCUGGAACCCUUAUCCUAAUUCUCAAAUGGUUCAAAGUCUCACACAUUCUCAAAUUCGAAUACAUAACCCAGCUCCUUGUAGACUCAAGCUACAUCCCUCUUAUACUAAAGCUUUUACAGCUUCAGGAGAUUGAGCGGGUAGUCAAUUUCAAGUGUGAUCGAGACGACUUGAAUUUCUUCCAUUUCUGCCGUGAACACUCCCGCACUGGUAUUCAAGAUCCACAGAACACCGAAAGCAAGGAAAUCGAUUCGGAUUCUGAUGACGCAGCACCUCCCCCGAUUAGGCUUCGCCGUGAUGAGACAGCAAAGCAAGACCAUGAACCAGAGACGCCUGCGGAGUCCCGCCCGCAGGUUCCGCCGGAGGUCGACGAACUAGGAUUCCCUACCAGUGAGCUUCCAAGUGAGCCCAUUACCAACUUCUCAUGGAGAGCAUUCUUCAGUGGCAUCAACUAUUUGCGCAUAAUGCAGAAGGUGUGCAAAAACAAGGCGCAUCGUAACUUGAUGCUUGUGUCGUACAAAUCCUCGCAGUUUCUACGCAAAAGUCUCAAAGUUCCACAACCCGAGCUAAGGCUUUACACGCUCAAACUUUUCAAGAACCAGGUUCCCUACUGUGGUCGUAAAUGGCGCCAGUCCAACAUGCGCGUCAUCACAGCUGUGUACCUGCACUGUAGACCGGAACUUCGGGACGACUGGCUUGCUGGCAGCGACGUUGAUGCUGAGGUGGAUGAGAGUGUGCCUCUGGAGCAGGCUUUGAGGGCUUUGACGCAUUGGCAUAAUCUGAAAAGGUACCCAGAGGGCAUGGGCGCGAGGAGUGGGGUCUUGGAGGAAGAUCAAGACUUUUUCAGACGCGAGCUUGAGAAAAUGGAUUGGGGCGAGGAAGGUCUAGAUGAAGGGCAGAUGGAGCAACAGGAUUGGGGUAUGCACGGCGAGGGAUGGUAG